Molecule: messenger RNA, 720 nt
Organism: Phragmites australis (common reed)
Lineage: Eukaryota; Viridiplantae; Streptophyta; Magnoliopsida; Poales; Poaceae
Exons: 5
Coding region: 180-452 (90 amino acids)
Biological process (GO): intracellular transport; protein secretion
Source: RefSeq, a predicted model, not a curated record
UAAAAAACUCCGGGAGCAGGCACAAGCCCAAACGAUGACGACGGCGUCCGUUUCCACCUCUCGCCCACAGAUCCAGAUUCGUGCUUCCUCCACCUUCUCGUCUCGCACUCUCGCUUCGCUGACAGUAGAAGGGACCAAAUCAAGAAACCCCGCGACAGGGAAGGAGACGGCAAGCCGCCAUGUCGGCGCUGUUCAAUUUUAACUCCUUCCUGACCGUGGUGCUGCUGGUGAUCUGCACCUGCACCUACGUCAAGAUGCAGUUCCCAGCCAUCCUCAACGACCGCACCGGAUUCCGUGGUUUCUUUUGGAAAGCUGCCAGGAUAGUGGGUAUACACAUGCUUCAAUCCAUCAACUUGUAUUUUGAAAGGUUGACUUAUGUUCAAGGCGAGCGAUUGAGCCCUUGGGUAUCAUUCGGGUGCUUCGCUAUGGGAAUAUCCACUAUCUUCUUCUAAUGCCAAGGGGAUCAUCUCCGUAAUUUAGUUAAGGAUGCAGGCCAUUGUUUUUCAAUUAUAGAAAGAAGCAUAUCAUAUUACACCUUUGUUCAUGUUUUUAGUGAAGAGCUGUAUGACCAUUUAAACUGGUUGGAGGCACCGGUGUUCGCAAGAGCUGCACGUUAAUCAAACUAGUACUCAGGUUUGUGCCUGUACUGUGGAUGCAGAAAUGAUAUUAUGAUUGUACCAUCUAUGUUGUGUUUCAAAGAUAAUGAUGUGUUGAAGAUAA